GAUCUCAUUAGCCCUUUUGGCCACUGCAUCAUGCUGGGAGCUCAUGUUCAGCUGAUUAGCCACCAUGACCCCCACAUCUUUUCCAGAGUCCCUGCUUCCCAGGUUUGAGUCCCCAGUUGUGUGAAUGUGGCCUCUUUCUUUGUUCCUAGAUGUAUAUAUUUGCAUUUAGCCAUGUUAAAAAACAUUGUUUAUUUGUGCAUAGCUUACCAAGCAAUCCAUAUCGCUCUGUAUCAGUGACCCAGCCUCUUCAUUAUAUACCAUUCCCCAAUUUUUCUGUCAUCUGUUCACUUUAUCAGUGGUGAUUUUAUGUUUUCUUUCAGGUCAUUAAUAAAAAUGUUUAAUAUGUAGGGCCAAGAACUGAUCCCUGCAGGAUCCCUCUGGAAACACACUCUUUCAAUGAUGACUUCCAGUUUACAGUUACAUUUUGAGACCUAUCAGUUAGCCAGCUUUUAAUCCACUUAAUGUGUGCCAUGUUAAUUUUAUAUCUUUCUAGUUUUUCAAUCAAAAUAUCCUGCAUCAAAUGCCUUACAGAAGUUCAAGUAUAUUACCACUAUUACCUUUACCAAACUUGUAAUCUCAUCCAAAAAAGAUUAAUUUAACAGGAUUUAUUUUCCAUAAACCCACAUUGAUUGGCAUUAAUUAUAUUACUCUCCUUUAAUUCUUUAUUAAUCAAGUCCCAUAUCAGCUGCUCUAUCAUCUUGCCAGGCAUCGAUGUCAGACUGGCAGGCCUAUAAUUACCUAGAUCAUCCUGGAGACCUUUUUAAAAUAUUGCACAACAUUAGCUUUCUUCCAGUCUUCUGGAACUUCCUGGGUGUUCCAAGAUUUAUUGAAAAUCAACAUUAAUGGUACAGUGAGCUGCUCAGCCAGCUCUUUUAAAACACUUGAAUCCAAGUUAUCCAGACCUGCUGAUUUAAAAAUGUCUGACUUUAGUAGCUACUGUUUAACAUCCUCCAGAGACACUAGUGGAAUGGAAAGAGUGUUGUCAUAUGACAUGACUACAUGAUAUGUUUUUUCCCCAGUAUAGAACAGAAAUAUUUAUUGAACACUUCUGCCUUUUCUCCAUUAUUACUGAUAAUUCUACCAUUUUUCAAAUAAUGGAUCAGUUCCAUUGUUAGGAUUCUUUUUGUUCCUAAUAUAUUUUAAAAACUCCUUAUUGCCUUAACUCUGCUGGUCAUAGAUUUUGCCUUGUAUCCCUUUGCUUCCCUUAUCAAUUUUCUAAGAUUCCUAGCUUCUGAUUUAUAUUCAUUACUAUCAACUUUCCUUUUCUUCCAAUUGUUUUAUUUAUAUAGAUAUAGAUAAAUAAUAGCUGCCUUCACUGCCUCUUUAAACUAGGUAGGUUUUUUAACCAACAUGGCCUUCUUCAUCGAUUGUGGCUUUUGGGGCAUCUAGUAGAGUGUUCUUAAACAAUUCCUAAUUAUUCACUUUUUUUCUGAUUAAAUUCUUCCUCCCACAUGAUUUGGCUCAUAAUUAUUUUCAGCUUUUUGAAACUGGCCCUUAGAAAGCAACAUUUAUAUAUCUAUAUCACUUGUCUGGACUUUGUUCUGUUUGCACAUCAUAAAUAUGAUCAAAUCACGAUGACUUGUACCUAAAAUACCAUUGUUUUUUAGUUCUGUGUUCAGUUCCUCUUUAUCUAUCAUGACAAGGUGUAAUAUAGAAUUCCCCUGUGUUGGAUGCAACACUUUGUGUGUUAGGAAACUGUCAUCUAUAAUGUUUAGAAAUUCCAAGGAUGUUUUAACACUGGCAGUAUGAGACCCCUAGCAUAUGUCACUCAAAUUGAAGUGCCCCAUCCUGUUCCCUAGUAUAAUUUGGGGGUCUGUAGCAGACUCCAAUUAAUACCCCACCUGGUGCUUUACCUGUUAGGACAUUGAUCCAUAAGCAUUCAAAAUCAUUUUCUUCUAAGUUAUCAGUGAAACAGGUAAUGCCAUCUUUGAUACAGAGUGUCACGCCCUCUCCCCUUUUGCCCAUUCUGUCUUUCCUAAAGAGGUUUCAGAGUAGCUACACUGACCAUUUCCAUCUCAGCCAAUUGGUUCCCGGAUUCAAAUUCAAACCCUCGGCCGUUACAGGAGCAGGGCCUGGAUCCAGUCCCAAAGAGACACAGUCACCCCCCAACAGGGUCUCACAGCUGAUAUCCUGGAGACCCCCAACGACCAGCCAGCCCAACCCCUCCUGGGCAACCUCGUGAUCCCAAGCUUCCCAGGGAUCACCAUAUCGAUACCAAACUUAGUGUGGACACCCAAUCAGCAUCGCCCACUGCAGCCCAGAAAUCCUGAGCUCAAGCAAUCCGCCGGCCUCAUACAUUCCUAAAGAGGUUGUAACUGUUGAUUUUAACAUUCCAAUAGUGUGCGUCCUCCCACCAGGUGUCAGUAACACCACCGAGAUCAAAUGCAUGCUCAUAAAGGAGCCAUUCCCAUUCCUUUUUGGUACCCAGGCUCCUAGGCAGUCCUGGAAGGUGACUGUGGACCGCAGUACAGAAGCAUCGCAGACAAACUCACCAGUCAGUUAUUUAUGCACUGCAGAAUGGUCUCUGCCAACCUCUGAAGUGCAGCUUUUGCCUCUAGGUUUUAUUUUCCCAGAUCACCACCCGGUUGCUGUGCCUGCUGCUGCCGGGACAGUCUGUGUCCUCCUUGUCGUUUUAGCCCUUGUCUCCACUUAUUUCUUUGUGAGAAAGAAGAGAGGCAGGAGCCCCUCCACAGCCAGGUCUCAGACUCCCUUUCCGGAUACCACGAGGACUCAGAGCCAGCCCAGUGAUGACAAAGACCCAGACGUGCUCUACGCUGACCUGCAGCACCCGGCCAGGCUCCAGCAGCCCAAGCAGAGCGCCCCAGAAGAACAUUCUGAAUACGCUGCCAUUAAGGUAACCCCGGCCAUUGCCACGUAGAGGGAGAAGGCAGCGUGGCUCUGGGCAACCUCGGAGAAAGACUUACAGAGCUGCUGUCGGAGAAGGAAGCUGCAGCUGUCUGCAGGGCACAGUGAGAAAGGAGAAGUGAGGGCAGGUUCUAAAAUUCUAUCAUCCGAGUCACACAAGGUCUUCCCCGUGGGGGGCCCGGAACUGACACAGCGUCUCUUGUUCCCCCUGGCACUUUGUUUCGAUUUCGCUGUCAGCGUGGGUGUGACUCUGAAUCAGGGGAACUCAUGACCUGGAAAGUCAGCAGCCACCUGGCAUGUUCCUGUUUUCAUAAACAAUUAAAGAUUUCAAUUAUAUUCUCUCUAA
Chelonia mydas (Green sea turtle) is the source of this 3211-nucleotide messenger RNA. RefSeq lists its product as uncharacterized. NCBI's taxonomy places the organism in Eukaryota, Metazoa, Chordata, Testudines, Cheloniidae. The transcript has 4 exons. Bases 2387 to 2878 code for a protein of 163 amino acids. The record is from RefSeq and is a predicted model, not a curated record.